Messenger RNA from Eubalaena glacialis (North Atlantic right whale), 1377 nucleotides. RefSeq names its product keratin, type I cytoskeletal 13-like. The record is from RefSeq and is a predicted model, not a curated record. NCBI's taxonomy places the organism in Eukaryota, Metazoa, Chordata, Mammalia, Artiodactyla, Balaenidae. Gene Ontology annotation, cellular component: keratin filament. Gene Ontology annotation, molecular function: structural molecule activity. The coding region runs from base 154 to 1377 and encodes 407 amino acids. The transcript has 6 exons.
CAGAGGGUGGGGAAGGGAGGAGAGAAGAUGGGGCAACCGUCCAACCCCCUGGAAGGUGUAUAAAAGGCAUCCACUCCGGGGAAGAGCCACAGACCUCAGCCAGGCCAAGCCAAGAUCCUACUGCACCAACUCUCUGCCCAUCUCGCUCUCACCAUGAGCAGUUUCCUGCAGAAUUCCUCUGCCAGCUAUGGAGGUGGCUUUGGGGGUGGCUCCUGCAAGCUGGGAGGAGGUCGCAGUAUCUCUACCGGCUCAACCCGGUUUUUCUCUGGGGGAUCAGCUGGGGGCUUUGGAGGUGGCAUAAGCUGUGGCUUCGGUGGAGGGGCUGGUAGUGGUUUGGGUGGAGGCUUUGGAGGUGGCCUUGGAGGUGGCCUUGGAGGUGGCCUUGGAGGUGGCUUUUGUGACUUCGGUGGUGGCGAUGGCAGCCUCCUCUCUGGCAAUGAGAAGAUCACCAUGCAGAACCUCAACGAACGCCUGGCCUCCUACCUGGGGAAGGUGCGCGCCCUGGAGGAGGCCAACACCGACCUGGAGAAGAAGAUCCAUGACUGGCAUCAGAAGAAGAGCCCAGUCAGCCAAGAGCACGACUACAGCCCCUACUUCAAGACCAUCGAUGACCUCCGGGUCAAGAUCUUGGCGGCCACCAUCGACAACAACCACAUCAUUCUGGAGAUUGACAACUCCAGGCUGGCUGCCGACGACUUCAGGCUCAAGUAUGAGAACGAGCUGGCCCUGCGCCAGAGCGUGGAGGCCGACACCAACGGCCUACGCAGGGUGCUGGACGAGCUGACCCUGCUGAAGACCGACCUGGAGAUGCAGAUUGAGAACCUGACCGAGGAGCUGACCUACAUGAAGAAGAACCACGAGGAGGAGAUGAAGGAGUUCAGAAACCAGGUGGUCGGCCAGGUCAAUGUGGAGAUGGACGCCACCCCGGGCAUUGACCUGACCCGCGUGCUGGCGGAGAUGAGGGAGCAGUACGAGGCCAUGGCGGAGAAGAACCGCCGGGAUGCCGAGGAAUGGUUCCAAAGCAAGAGUGUGGAGCUGACCAAGGAGGUGUCUUCCAGCACCGCCAUUAUCCAGACCAGCAAGACGGAGAUCACGGAGCUCAGGCAGACGCUCCAGGGUCUGGAGAUUGAGAUGCAGUCCCAGCUGAGCAUGAAAUCCGGGCUGGAGAGCACGCUGGCGGAGACCGAGUGCCGCUACGCCCUGCAGCUGCAGCAGAUCCAGGGCCUCAUCGGCAGCAUCGAGGCCCAGCUGAGCGAGCUCCGCAAUGAGAUGGAGUGCCAGAACCAGGAGUACAAGAUGCUGCUGGACAUCAAGGCGCGGCUGGAGCAGGAGAUCGCCACCUACCGCAGCCUGCUGGAGGGCCAGGAUGCCAGGUAG